AUGAACUAUAAUGGACCAGUCAUUGCAAUAACUGAUAAUACCAAGCUUUAUCCUUAUCUUAGUUAUUGUACAAAUCUUGGAUAUGUUAUUGGGUCUACUUUUUUACUUGAUCAAGCUCGGAUUGGUAAUUAUGACGAAAUAAAAACAGUUAUUCAAAAUAUGAUUUCAAAUAAUGCAAUUGCAAAACAA
Racocetra persica is the source of this 189-nucleotide messenger RNA. Lineage: Eukaryota; Fungi; Glomeromycota; Glomeromycetes; Diversisporales; Gigasporaceae. The record is from the annotation of a GenBank genome assembly.